This is a messenger RNA of Cinclus cinclus, 1753 nucleotides long. RefSeq names its product actin related protein 3B (gene ACTR3B). The coding region runs from base 1 to 1257 and encodes 418 amino acids. Lineage: Eukaryota; Metazoa; Chordata; Aves; Passeriformes; Cinclidae. The transcript is spliced from 12 exons. The record is from RefSeq and is a predicted model, not a curated record. Gene Ontology annotation, molecular function: actin filament binding. Gene Ontology annotation, cellular component: actin cortical patch.
AUGGCGAGCUGCCUGCCGCCCUGCGUGAUCGAUGGCGGCACCGGGUAUACGAAGCUUGGCUAUGCAGGAAAUACAGAACCUCAGUUCAUUAUCCCAUCAUGUAUUGCAAUCCGAGAGUCGGCCAAAGUGGGGGACCAGGCUCAGAGGAGAGUAAUGAAAGGUGUUGAUGAUCUGGACUUUUUCAUAGGAGAUGAAGCCAUAGAUAAACCUACCUAUGCUACAAAGUGGCCUAUCCGACAUGGAAUUGUUGAAGACUGGGACCUCAUGGAGAGGUUCAUGGAGCAGGUUAUUUUCAAGUACCUCCGAGCUGAGCCUGAGGAUCACUACUUUUUAAUGACAGAGCCUCCACUGAACACACCAGAAAACAGAGAAUAUCUUGCAGAAAUCAUGUUUGAGUCAUUUAACAUCCCAGGACUUUACAUUGCUGUGCAGGCAGUGUUGGCCUUAGCUGCCUCCUGGACAUCACGGCAGGUUGGGGAGCGGACUCUGACUGGAAUUGUCAUCGACAGCGGUGAUGGAGUGACCCACGUAAUCCCUGUGGCAGAAGGCUAUGUAAUUGGAAGUUGCAUCAAACAUAUUCCUAUUGCAGGUAGAGAUAUUACUUAUUUUAUUCAACAGCUUCUAAGGGAAAGGGAGGUAGGAAUUCCUCCUGAACAAUCUCUGGAGACAGCAAAAGCCAUAAAGGAGAAAUACUGUUACAUCUGCCCCGACAUAGUGAAGGAAUUCGCCAAGUACGAUGGGGACUCUCGCAAGUGGAUCAAACAAUACACGGGCAUCAAUGCCAUCAACAAAACCAAGUUUGUUAUAGAUGUUGGUUACGAGAGGUUCCUCGGGCCCGAAAUCUUCUUCCAUCCCGAGUUUGCUAACCCUGAUUUCAUGGAGUCCAUUUCGGAUGUAGUUGAUGAAGUUAUACAGAACUGUCCCAUUGAUGUCCGGCGUCCAUUAUAUAAGAAUGUGGUCCUCUCAGGAGGAUCCACGAUGUUCAGGGACUUUGGACGACGACUGCAAAGGGAUUUGAAGAGAGUGGUGGAUGCAAGAUUGCGGCUCAGUGAGGAGCUCAGUGGUGGUCGGAUAAAACCCAAACCAGUGGAAGUUCAGGUGAUAACCCAUCACAUGCAGCGUUACGCAGUUUGGUUUGGAGGUUCCAUGCUGGCUUCAACACCAGAGUUUUUCCAAGUAUGUCACACCAAGAAGGACUAUGAAGAGUAUGGCCCUAGUAUUUGUCGUCAUAAUCCCGUUUUUGGAGUCAUGUCAUAAUGCUCAUCCAGUGGAAAUAAGAUCUCUGAUACCAUGCUGGUGAAGAAACUCAUGCAGUGCAGAGGACGGCAGCAGAUACUGUAAAUACUGAACCAAGAUACAGUUAACUCUGAGGCAUUUGGAUCACCACUGUGCACUAAAGCACAGCUUACAGCCCCAAGUCAUUUCAGUAUGAGCCAUUUCUCUGCUGACUACUCAGAGCCUUUCCUUCUUUCUUCCUAAAUGUGAGGUAAUUGAAAAUAGGUAAGUCUUGGUUUAGGAGGUUGUGCAAAUACUACUGAAACUGAAUCUAGAAGAAUAAGGCAGUGGUUCCACUGCUUGUGGAAAGAUCUAAACCUUUCCCACUUGUGCCCUGCGUUUGCAAUCAAACCUUUAGCAAUGGAGCACUAAAUACCACAUUGCCUUUAGGGGAGUUGAAAUGGAUACAGGUACCUACCCAAAUGGAAUAAGUUGCAGGAUUGGGACAGUGCUUUGUAGAUUUUCAUAUAAUUUUGUA